AUGUUUCGUUUGGUGCCAUCCUUAGAAACAGAUGAAUGGCCUGUACGAUAUGUUUUUGCAUCAUUAAGUGGUCGCUCAACAUGUAUUCAACUUCGCUCCUCACCAAUAUAUAUGGUCAAUCGACAUGUCAUUUCAUCGAGUAAGGAAAUACAG
Molecule: messenger RNA, 153 nt
Organism: Cercopithifilaria johnstoni
Lineage: Eukaryota; Metazoa; Nematoda; Chromadorea; Rhabditida; Onchocercidae
Source: the annotation of a GenBank genome assembly